Molecule: messenger RNA, 2680 nt
Organism: Vitrella brassicaformis
Lineage: Eukaryota; Vitrellaceae
Source: the annotation of a GenBank genome assembly
GUGCAAAAAUUCAUCUGUAAGUACGAUUGUGCGGCUCGACGGUCUCGUCCAUCCAUCCAUCCAUCCCAACGUGCAUGUUCUCUGUCGUUUGUCUGUCUGUCUGUACAAGGAAGAGAGCAGGCGGCCUCUCUCACCACGCCAGCCACAUCACGUGAAACACCGUACACACGUUAUUUACUGUGCAUCUGUCUCUCUGCCAGCUUAGCGCAGCAAAACUGAUGCACAAGACGAUACGAUCUGCCAUGCCAUGCGCACACCCGUCCAUCUCUCUACCAUUCUAGCUAGCUAGCUAUCCCUCCCCUCCCUCCAUCUGCACACACACAGCCCAGCCCACCAGUGCAAGCAGCCGGCCAGCAGCGCCUCUGCGAGCCUGCCCUGCCUGCCUGCCGCACCGCCGCCUUUACAACACGGGUGGCUAGAAGUCUAGCUAGCUAAGCCGAUCGAAUCGAUCUCUGCACACGGAACGGAACGGAACGUCAGUGUGAAAAAUCUUCUCGAUCUGUCGAUCCCUGCCCUGACCCCGCUAUCUAUCGGAUCUGCCUGACGUUGAAAGAGGCGGGGAUUCCAGCGGAAGAGACGGCCUUUCGCGGCCUGACUGCCCUGUCAGCCUCGAUGGCCUCGGCCAUCUGUUUGCCCGACAGGAUGGCCCCCUCCUGCGACCCCAGGUACCGCUGCAUUGUCCAGUCGCCGCACAAGUAAAAGUUGGAGAUGGGCGUCUUCUGGUCGGGCCGAUGGGCCUGCAUGCCAGGACGCGCCAUGUAGACGGACCGGGGCGUCUUGACCACCUUGUACUUGCGCACUUGGGCAGGGUCCCGCGCGUUGGCGCCGAAGUACUCGGGGAAGAUGAUCUCCAGCUCCUUCACAGUGGCCGCGAUGAUCUCCUCGUCAGACCUGAUCAACCCAACCGAUGAACACACAACACAUGCACACACACAUGCACAUGCAAAUGCAUCGUGUUUGUGAGCUCUCUGUUGUGAUUUCUCGUCUCGCUAAGCUGACCGUCCGAUCCAUUCCGCGGCCGGUGCGAAGAUGAGCUCCAGGUGUGACCGUUGGUCGUCCUUGUACUCAUUGCAGCACACCGACAUGUCGGCGUAGACAGACAGCAGCUUGCUCCUGCUGAAGAGGAGGUUGUUGACGUCGCUGACCUUUCUGUCCAGCCACAGGUGGAUGUUGAUCACAGGCGUCCCCUCCAGCGGCGUGAUGUUGUCAAAGAACGGCAUCGCCGCCCAUUCUGACGGCAGCAGCUUCUUUAGAAUGUCCACGGGCAUGGCGCUGGCGUAGCGGUCGGCAGUGAUGAUCUCCGGCUGCUGGCCCUUGACGCCGCGGAUCUGGAAGCCGGCGACCGUGUUGUCUUCAUUCAACAGAACCUGCUCCAGGGGCUUGUCCAGCAGCACCUUGCCGCCGGCCCUCUCGAUGUAGUCGGCGAUUGGCUGACACAGCCUCUCAGGUGGCGCUCCGUCGAGGAAGGCCAUCUUGCUGCCGUCGCCCUCCUGCAGGAACCGAUUGAGGGCCGUCAGGACGACUGUCGCGGAGAGCUGGUCGGGGUCGACGAAUGCCAGUGCCUUGCUCAUGGCGAUGAAGAUCUCCUUCUCGAUGCGUGGGGGCGCGCCCUGCAUCUUGAGCCACUCGCUGAAGGACAUCCUGUCCAUCUCCUCGACAUACUUCUGGCCCUUGGUGAUGGCCGGGAUGAGUGCAAGACCGAACUUGAUCUUCUCGGGCCACGUCAGCAUGUCGUUGUUGGUCAGAAUCGCCCAGAUGCCGUUGAAAGGACCAGGGAUAUCUGGCAGCAUCAACACAUGGAAUGCACAUACAAACACACACACGAGGUUCUUCCAUGCCAUGAUGACCCGUGCCUCUGUGAUGCUGUAUCUGUGUGCAGGUGCUGUGCUCACCAGGGAAGUCGAAUCUCGAAAACACUCCAGGUUUGUUGGGCAUGGCGAAGAUGAGUGAGUGGUUUUUCCACUGCAGGCGGUCCUGUAUGCCCAGCUCCUCAAAGAGCAUCAGCGUGUUGGGGUACGCCCCGAAGAAGAUGUGCAGACCCGUCUCGUACCAGUCACCAUCCUCGUCCUUCCACGCCGCAACCUUCCCGCCCAACACGUCCCGAGCCUCAAGCACCAGGGGGGUGUACCCCUGGUCCACCAGAUACUUGCCCGCAGACAGGCCAGCCAAGCCUGCUCCAGCCACAACGACCGUGCCCUUGCUGCCGGCUGCCGGGCUGACAUAGGUCUCCGCUGGCGUGAUCUGGCUGACACGGGAAGACGAGACGACGGGAGGCGCCUUUCUGCUUGUGGUCGGUGGCUCUGCGAUGGCUGACGCCCUCAGAGUGUUUGCAGAGGGCAUUCGUCGAAGAGAACUGCGAUAGGGACGGGCGGUGGCGUGACUGACACGGGCAGGAAGGCCGACGAAGCCGAGAGAGCUUUCCACCAGUGCUGCAUCCACCAGCAUGUCUUCAUCAUCGUCUUCGCAUUGCCGACAUGCCGCCGCAGCAGACUGCUCUGUGCGGUGUGUGACGGCGUCGACGAGAUCAACCCACUUUUCCGCCACGCCCCAGAGGUCCUCCUGUUGCCGGAUGCAGCCGAGGGCGGGGAAUAACAAGACAGAAGCGAGAAAGAUCAACACGCUCCAGCACAUCGCACCCGCUGCCAUCUUCGGACGCCUCACUCUUUCGCUGCUUUGCGGC